Molecule: messenger RNA, 679 nt
Organism: Arachis ipaensis
Lineage: Eukaryota; Viridiplantae; Streptophyta; Magnoliopsida; Fabales; Fabaceae
Source: RefSeq, a predicted model, not a curated record
CCUUAAGUCCUUAUGGAUAAGCAUCAGAGAACAAAGAUCAAAACUUUCAUCCUUAUCCUCUUCACUCAACAAUGGAAGUGAUGUCUGCUUCAAGAUCCUCGUCUUCCACUUUGAAUCCCAACGCUCCCAUGUUCGUUCCUCUUGCUUACCGUACGGUCGAGGAUUUCUCUGACCAAUGGUGGGACCUUGUUCACUCUUCACCCUGGUUCCGCGACUAUUGGCUCCGUGAGCGCUUCCAGGAUCCUCAGAACGAUGCUUUCGACUUCGAUUUUGAUGAAGAUGCUAUCUUUCGUGAGCUUCAUCAACUUGUUGACAUCACUGAAAUGGCAGAAAGAUGCAAAAUUUGUUGAAGUUCCAAGGUAUGCAGAGAAGGCACCCAAGAUUGUGAAGAACAAUAGGGUGAGUCCAAGGGCAAUUCACCAACCUAGGUAGAGAGAUAAGAUUUAAGAGAGAGAGUGUUUCACUCAGUUUGUGAUCUACUACCAUCUUUGUACAUAUAUAAGAGUAGGGUUGUAGAUGAUGAUGUUGUGGCUUCUAGAGCCUUUGUGUUGAGAUUUCCCCAUUUCCUAGGUUUGUUUUUUAUUUAUCAUUUCUGAACAUGCUGUUGUUCUUGGCCUUCUUUUCAUGUAAAGAAAAAGAAAAAAGGAAAAAAGUAAUAAUAACUGAAUUUGACAUCUAA